Molecule: messenger RNA, 1344 nt
Organism: Adineta ricciae
Lineage: Eukaryota; Metazoa; Rotifera; Eurotatoria; Adinetida; Adinetidae
Source: the annotation of a GenBank genome assembly
AUGUCGGAUGAAGAAGGCAUUCUCGAAGAUGGCGAUGAAGAUGAAGAAGAAGACGAAGAAGAAUAUAACAAUCCAUCAGUCGAACCUGUCAUCGAUGUGUUGCAAAUUGACAAUGAAUUAUCUUCGACAAAAUAUCGUUUCAAGAAAAAUGAAAUCAUGCUUUGUUAUCAUGGCGUACUUCUCUACGAAGUCAAAUGUGUGGAUCAUAAAAUGAAGGAAAACGAUAGUGGCAAUUUCCAUCGUCCAUCGUAUUUGGUACAUUAUUGCGGUUGGAGUUCGAAAUGGGAUGAAUGGGUAGAUGAAGCUCGUUUGGUUAAAAUGGACGAAGCUGGUUUGAAAAAACAAGCAGAACUACUUCACCAACAUGGAAAAGGCAAAGCACGCCUGAAAAAUUUGCGGAAGAACAACAGUACGAGUCCAUCGAAACGAACAACUAGUCGAUCCAUAUCGGAUCAUUCGACAAGUACGAAUAUCGACUCGACCACUACGGAAUUACCCAACAACACCAAUAGUCAUUUUCCUCUCGAAGAAACACCAUCGUUGUCCGGACGAAGCGAUACGGGAAGCAGCAGCAGUAGCAGUAGUACUACCAGUGAACUGAUCACGAACACAGAGUUAGCUGCAACUAGUAAUGAUAUAAGUGAACCUGAUGCAAAAAAAUUCAAACGAACUGUGAAUACAACUGGAAAGCUACCAACGAAAGAAAAAAAAGCAGAAGCAACGACAAUCAUUGUAAAUGAUUUAUCACCAACCAUAUCUGCUCAACAUGAGAUAUGUCAACGCUUAACUCGUCGAUUCUAUACCUAUCAAAUGGAAUGGCUACAUUUUCCAUCCGAACUAGUCGAAUUCUUGAUAAACGAUCGUGAUUUAAUCAACAAUCAGAAUUAUCUCCUUUCAGUUCCACCACUCGAUUCAUCGUUGAUCAUUCGAAAUAUUUUCAAUAAUUAUCUCGAUCAACAAAUCAACGAAUGUUCAUUAGCCGAAGUACUCGCUAUUCGAACACUGAUUUCCUCGUUAAUUGACAUGUUUAACAUCGCCCUGGGCAAAUGUUUAUUGUAUCGUUUUGAACGUUUACAACUGCGACAAUUGUUAGAAAAAGAUUCGUCAAUAUCCCUUUGUGAUUACUAUGGCUCGAUGCAUUUACUUCGAUUUCUUUGGCGUAUUAAAGAUUUGUUACGUGAUAUGAGUGCGAAUAGCAAUCGCGAUGAAUUCGGUUUGUUGUUGAGUCGAAUUCAACAUAUUUUGAAUUAUUUAUAUGAAAAUCGAACAAUCCUUUUCCCUCCUAGUGAAUAUGAUAUUUGUUCGACAGAAUAUUAUCGUUGUUCGUUGCAAUGUUUUCAAUGA